This is a messenger RNA of Zychaea mexicana, 1786 nucleotides long. RefSeq lists its product as uncharacterized. The record is from RefSeq and is a predicted model, not a curated record. Gene Ontology annotation, molecular function: phosphatidylinositol binding. NCBI's taxonomy places the organism in Eukaryota, Fungi, Mucoromycota, Mucoromycetes, Mucorales, Lichtheimiaceae. Bases 109 to 1725 code for a protein of 538 amino acids. The transcript has 11 exons.
GAGAAAGAGAGUUCCUGCGCAGCGCACAUUAUACUGCAACUUUCCUAUUUUACCCUACUUUCUUUGUGUGUGUGUGUGUGUGUGCGUACAUUUCAAAAGAAAAAAACCAUGACAGAUUCAGAAGAAUUUAAUAAUGUUACCUGGGACAUGCAAGAUAAUAACAAAAACAAUGCCAAGAGCUUACACCAGUCUACCGCAACACUUGAUCAUGACCCAGCAAUCCUCGACCCACUUUCAGAUAUGGACAAGACUUUAAGCCAAGCAUUAUCAAACGAACCGGAAGAAUUGAAAAAGAGUACCUUGUUUGUGCGUGAAGAGGAAGAAGAAGAAAAAGAAGAGGAAGAGGAAGCAGCACACGUUAAUGUCGACAUUUCGGACGAUCCGCUCGAUCUUGGUCUUAGCGACGUUAAUAAGCCGACAACAAAUAACUACACUACAAACAACUCGACGUAUUACUUCAACCCAGAUCGAGCGACUGCUGCUUCGUCGUCGUCGUCGUCGUCAGCUACGCCUACUACUGCCACUAUAACAGCAACAGAAGGAGAAACCUCUGCGACCAACAACGAUUUGAAUUGGAAAAGUAUUCUUGUAGUCGAUCCCCGUAAAGAGAAUGAAGGAGCUUAUAUCACAUAUUGCAUUGCUUCUGCGAAAUCAUCGUUUCGCAGAAGAUUCCAGGACUUCGUUUGGCUCUACAAUGUCUUAUAUACCCAUUAUCCAGCUUGUUUUGUUCCUCCUCUUCCUGAUAAGCAUCGAAUGGAGUAUGUGAAAGGAGAUCGGUUCGGUUCAGAUUUUGUUGAGCGACGACGGAUAAGCCUUCAAAGAUUCUUACAACGUAUCGCUCGGCAUCCCAUUCUACGACGAUCCGAAUUCUUUGUCAAGUUUUUGGAAUCUUCAGAUUUUAAUGAUGCCUCAGCUCGUGCACUACGCGAAGGACAAGAAACCGUGAUUGAUACCAUCGGAGAUUCCUUACUAAAUGCAUUCGUCAAAAUCCGUAAACGAGACGAACAUUUUGUCCAAAUGAGAGAACGUACCGACCGUCUUGAAGAGAAUUUGAACCUGCUUGAAAAGACACUUGCGCGGACGAACAAACGGACUGAUGAGCUGAGUCACGAUUACGAUGAGUUUGCUCAAAGUGUUCGUGGGUUAGUGAAGCAUGAAGCAGAUAUAGAGUUACCACUUUCCAAAUUUGCUGCUUUGUUGGAUGAAUACUCGAAUGAAAUGAAAAAGAUGAACACGCAUGAUGGCUUAUGGCUUGGUGAAAUCCAUGACUACAUGUCAUAUUAUAGCGUGAUGAAGGGCGUAUUGAAAUUACGCGAUCAAAAGCAACUUGACUUUGAAGAACUAUCGGAUUAUCUUCAACAGACCAUUGCUGAACGCGAACGGACACUCCAUCCACGAUCAGGUGACGGCGCAUAUAAUAUUGCAGGAUACUUUACUGGUAAAAUCAACGAAGUCCGCGGGGCGGAUGCUGACAAGAUAAAACGCGAGAAAGUCCUUCGGCUAGACGAUCGUAUUCGUGAGCUUCAAGACGCCAUUGAACAGACACAUGAGGUCUCUACUGCAUUUUCUGAACAAGUCAGACGCGAAGAUGAAUUUCUUGCUCGAAGCAAGGCGGAAGAAAUGCGCGUUGCACUUGGGAAUUAUACAGAAUCCAAGGUUGAAUUUUUCCAACGGGGCGCCGACAUCUGGCGUGAUAUUGCAACUACCUUGGAACAAAUGGAAUAAAGAACAUUUAUCUACAUCUAUACGCGUUUGUCCCAUCCUAUAAAUUGUAAUGUAUAUAUAG